This is a messenger RNA of Drosophila yakuba, 5249 nucleotides long. RefSeq names its product transmembrane protein fend. NCBI's taxonomy places the organism in Eukaryota, Metazoa, Arthropoda, Insecta, Diptera, Drosophilidae. The coding region runs from base 838 to 1800 and encodes 320 amino acids. The transcript is spliced from 4 exons. The record is from RefSeq and is a predicted model, not a curated record.
CGUUGUUUUCGUUCAGAGCAGCAUUAACCCUCGACGGCGACGCUCGUUUUUCGGUUGUUCGGCUCCUGAAAUCGAAAUUGUAAUUUCGCACAGCGUAUACAUUAGAUUUUCCUCCUUUACGUGUCGCGCGUGUGCUAUUCUUGUUAUUGUCCUGUCGUCGCCUUUUUUUUCGGGUGUAUACUUAACAAAAUCGUUACAAUUAAACAAUUUUUUUCACGUGUGUUACUGUUACUUCAUCUUGGUACUCAAACACAAAAGUCAAACAAAUAAAGCACGUUAAAGAGAACACCGAAAAAGAAAUAACAAAAACAAAUACAAAUACAAAUAACAUAGGUUGUUGUUGUUGUCGCGCAGCAUGUGGAGUUACAGUUAACUGUUACAGUUAACGGGCAGCAACGUGAGGUGGAGAAAGAGGUGUGUAAAAGCAGUGGGAGAAGCACAAGGAGCAGCAAAAGCGAAAAGAGGGUAGAGAGUAGGAUUUACUGCUUCGCUUCACUAAAUGCAGUCGACGCUGCGAUUAUUAUGUGCCAGCUUCAAUAACAACAACAGCAACAGCAAAAAACCGCCGCAGCAGCAGCAACAACAUCACUUGAUACAAAAAUAAACAAACAAAAUCAAUCAAUUAAUCAAUCUGCUGAGCACACCGCUCUCCACGCCCACACACACACGCGCAACAACACAUAACACAGGCACAACAACAACACACACAAACACACACACUCACGAGUGCGAGUCAACGCCCACGCCCAUUGGAGAAAAAGGAGGGAGUGGCAGGACGACAACAAGCAAAGGAGGUGGAGAAGAAAGGAGGAGGCGAAGCACGAGGACGAAGACAACAUGUUCCACUCACUUGUUUUGAUGUCCUGCGCCCUUGCCGCCCUGUCUGUCGCCCAGGGGGCGGGGCCCGCUCGAUCCAAAUCGCUGCCGUUAUCGCUAUCGCUAUCGGUAUCGGUAUCCUCGUCAUCGGCAUCCAGUCCAGGAGCUGCUGACCCAACAGCCGCCGCCGCCACCACUACCACCGCUCAGACCCCCUCCCCCGCUCCCUUUGCCAGCAAACAGCUAAACAGAUGCCGUCAAAGUUGCUAUCAGCAGCUUUCCAAGGACUGGCAUUAUUGUAAGGAUUCCGUUGAUUGCACAAACUGCUGCCAAAAGCUGAUGGCACCCUUCGAACUGCGAGUGCUGAAGGCCCAGCGCCAGGAGUCGCUCGUCCUCACGGACAUCGGUUGGGAUGAGAUGAUAGCGAAUGCCUCGCGCCAGUGCCUCAUCACCUGGGAGGUGUCCGGCGGCGGUCUCAUCGGCAAUCUCCUCACGGACACCGCCCGGGCGGAGCUCUCCUUGUGGCCGGACACCGUCUACAACAUCCAGGUCAAGUGCAAGCACAAGCUCACGGGUCUGAUGCGGCGUUCGAUCAAGCUGAAUGUGGACACCAGCCAGUUGGUGGGCACGACAACGACCACAACCAGCACACCGAGGACCCAGGGGCAGUCAGCGGAGCAGCCGGUGGAGCAGCCGAUGAACCAUCCAGAUGCCUUGGAGCACUCGCAACGCAUUCGCGUCCGGCCCACGGAUCGGGUGUACAUAAUCAGUGCCCUGCCGACGGCCAGCGAACUGGGCGGUGUGGUUUAUCCGGCCUUCGGGGCGUUGGCCUUCUUCCUGGCCCUGCUGGUCAUGUUCCUGUUCCUGCGUCCGCAGCGCAAGCGAUUCCCACUGGAUGCGGACAGCGCGGACACGGCCACGUUGAUAGGUCGCAGUACGAGCAGCUCGAGGAACUCACUGGACGCCUCCACGCUGCAUGUCUAAGGCGGAGGUUAUCCGGACAACUUGUAGUCGUAUAUAUAUAGAUGUCUGACUAUGUGAUAUUCUGCACCCCAAAAAGAAAACCAUACAAAAACAAAUUAACAAAUUAACAAAUUACAAAUGAACAAAGGACGCGAAGACAACUGUGUACAUACCCCUUGCCGCGUUAGUUAGUCCUUCCCUAUCCAAAAAUGUGAAAUCCUGAAUUUUGAUUCGAUAUGAUAGAUCAGAUCGAAUCGAAUCGAUUCGGAUCAAAUUGAAUUGAAUUGAAUUGAGUUGGAGAGUCAAGCAACGUUUGCUCAACUAAGUUAAGUUUUAUCCUCUGCCAUUCGUAGAUCCCAAUGCCAAACCAGCGCAGUCAUAUACAUAUACACGCAUGAUAAACAUACAUAGCUCUAUAUACAUAUACCAACUAUAUUAUACAUUUAACGCAUUUACUAUAUACAUACAUAUAUAUCAUAGUUAUACAAGCAGGAGCAGCUAGAGAUCAAGAUAAAGAUACAGAUGCAGAUACGUUUACGGUUACGGUUACGGAUACAAAUAUAUAUAUAUAUAUAUAUAUUAUAUUAUUAUAUAUUAUAUACUAUAUAUUAUAUUAUAUACAUAAUUAGCCUAGGGGCCAGCGGCCAACCAACUACAUACACCAAACUAAAUGCAACAAAUUGCUACAAAUUUUUUGUCAAUCGUCGCUCGCUUGCAAACAUACAAACAAUAUAAAUUUGUUUUUUACUCAGGUUAAAAACAAAUAUAUAUACCAAUUAAUACAAAUACAAAAUAUCAUGCAUCUCUUUUCCAUUUUUAGUCGUCUUUAAACUUAAAAGAAAAGGAAAAGCUAAAGCAAAACAAAAAAGGAAUUACAAAUUAACAAGAAAGCAACUUAAAUCAGAAGUAAAUAUUUUUCAAAAUUUUUAAAUGUUUAUACCUAGACAAACUCAAUUAAAUUACCAACAAAGUAAACUAUUAUAAAUGACUUACUGUACUUGAGCAUGUAAAAACAAAGUAACAAAGUAACUAAACUAAAACUAAACUAUGGUUAAUGGUUAAUUAAAGAUGGUUAAUUAAUGAUCAAAGCUGAGAGAAAUAACUUCGCUACGCAAAAUGCCUGUAAAUAUUUUAGCCCUAAUUUAUUUAUAUUUCAACAAUCCAUUGUUGUGUUAACCUAUGAUUUUAAGAAUACGGAAUACGGUUUUCCAGGGGCAAGAAGAUGAUCUUAUUUUUCGAACAAAGAAUGAACAACUUAAUCUGAUUAAUGGAGUGUUCCUGCUUUUGAUGCUUCUUAUACUUAAACGUUUGUUUUUAGUGUCUGCUCCAAUGGUUGUAGUAUGAAUUAGUGAAUUUCGAUCAAAUCAACAAAGAUCCAACCAUCUUCUUUCCCCAAAAUGGAAUCUCUGGAGUGAGAACCUUGUGUAGUGUGAACCCAUUGCCAUAUACAAUGCAGUCCUAGUUUAAUAUUAGUUAAGCGAUCCAAAUGUGUUACCUCUUUUUUUUCUGUAUGUAUAUCUCUUUUUUUUUUUUGUGUGUGGCAGAGACUCGUUUAGACUAAAUACGAAAUAUGCCAAUCACAUUUUAGAUAUGUACUGUGUAUGAAUAAAUUCGGACGAGAAGGAUGGUAGCGGAUGUGCGGCACCCUUUCAACAUUUAUCCUUUAUUCGUUUAUUAUGUAAAUAUAAUUUGAUUUGUUAUUGCAGCUCAUUUUUGGCUACUUUUAUUUGUUGCGGGUUGGCAUGGGAAUAUAUGUAUAUGUAUGUAUGUGCACGUAUUCAUUUAUGCACACUAUACCCACCCCCCCACUCGCUUUGUAAUCAAAAAACUAAGGCAUCGAUUUUUGUGGCUCCCCCCCUUCUGUCUUCUGCUCCACUGUUCUUCCCGAUUUCCCCCAUUUUCCCCGUUUCUCCCCUUCAUCGUCCUUGUCCUCGUCCUCGUCCUCGCACUUAUCAUAUAAAUUAGAGUUGGGAUAUGCAAAUGCAUGCAAGACGAGGGGGUUGAUUGUGUAAAGGGGUCGUCGUGUCGAUUAUGAGAAACUUCUUUGGCUAGAUGAAAUGGAAAAAUUCCUUUGCCGCGGCCGAAAAAGUAUUCUCUAAAGAAUUUCCGAUUAAACUUUUCCUUUUCUGCGCAAAAACUCUCUUUUCGUCGGCUUGGGGAAACUUUUUCGUUCUUCUCUGCUAUUCUGCUGCUUUCUUUAUUUUUAUUUUUAAUUUUUUUUACUUUUUUAAUUUAAUUUUUUUUUUUUGUGUUAGCCUUUCCUGUUUUUGGAUUAGCAAAAGGGGGUUGGCUUUGGUGGCCACUUGGCUGCCAUUAGAUCCCAAUCCCCGUCAUCCCCCUUUUGGUUCAGCUGUUGUUUGCUCGGCCACUUCAGCAUCCCCCCCAACUCCACAUUCUCAAGCACUUUUUAUAAACCAAAUUAAAUUUAUAUGCCCCUACAGCUAAAGCAGCCCCAAUCCCUCCUCUUAACCCAUGCUCGCCUGCCGAUGUCUGUGUUGUUUUUUUUUUGUGGGCCAAGCCAAUCCCAGGCUCUCGACGCUGUCAACUGCCAAUUAGCUGAGCAUUUUUCAACAUUUUAAAUUGUCUUCCCAGAGUGCGUGGUGCCCCCCAUCCCAGUUCCGAAGGGGUCUUUUCCGAGGCGGGGGGAUUAGGUCUGGGCGACACUUGAGUGAGACGUCCAAGCGAUUUUGCUUUUAUAACCCCAAUACCCAUUGGGAACAUGCCCAUUUGGGCAUGUCCACUGGCAGCAAUACCCCUUGCUCUGCAGUGUGAUCAGCCUAUUAUGGGUUUAACCCACAGUAGAUGUAGGUGUUCAAAUGUAGUCAAAAUUCGAAUUUUUUUAAAUUUAUUUUUUGGGUUUUUCAACUACUCAACUGAAAUCUUCCAAAUGCAUACAUAUAUUUAAAGCGUAUAUAGAAUAUUCUUUAAAGAGUAACAAAGAAUACAACUAAGUGUGGACUGAAAAACGUGUUAAACUUGGAUUCCUUUGAAUGUACAUUUCAAUCUUUUCCUAUUUUUUAUAUCACUUAUUUCUGAACGUUUUCGAAUACAAAAUAAAUGUAUAAAAAAUAUAUAAAGUUAGGUGUAUGUAUUUAUAACCAAUACAAAUGUUAAUUGAUAAAGAAAACAUUUUGAACUUAGAACAAAAGCAAACAUAACCAAAUAAACUUCUUCCUGAUAAGCUAAGCAUAUUUAUAUAUACAUAAAUAUCAGAUACAUAUAUGAAAAUAUUUAGAAUACUUUGUUAUUUUUAUUUGCUUUUUUGAUAACUGAUUAAUACUUGAACAUAACAUUAAGUGAAGCAUGUUAAAAUAUAAAGAUAAUGAUAAUCGUUUCUCAAAACCCUUUUUGAUUUACCAUUUUUCGCUGCAAUCAAAAAGAUUUCUGUUCCAUCUCUUGAUUAAAGACAAAUUUCUAAUGUUAACAAUUAGUGACUAAGUAAAUUCCCAUAUAAAAUAUUUAAGAAACCA